Messenger RNA from Alligator sinensis (Chinese alligator), 1220 nucleotides. RefSeq names its product protein shisa-1-like. The transcript is spliced from 2 exons. The record is from RefSeq and is a predicted model, not a curated record. Bases 205 to 951 code for a protein of 248 amino acids. Lineage: Eukaryota; Metazoa; Chordata; Crocodylia; Alligatoridae.
AGGAGAUAAAUCAGCUGGGAUCCGGGGAGGUUUCUGGUUACAGAUCACUUAAGAGGUAGGCAGACUUGCAGAGCUGGGGAUGACUUGAGUUUUCUCUUUUCUUUUGGAUACUACAAUUGGAGGCAGCCUAGCCUGAGUGGUUAGAGGGCACGUUGCCUAUAAUCAAGACUACAGGAGACUUUCUUAAGGAAGGAAUCCUGUGCUAUGGAGAGGGGGCUGCUGUGUGUCCUGGUACUGCUGAUCAUCCUCUGGGGGGCCUCUGGCCAGGAUGGGGAGUAUUGCCAUGGCUGGGUAGAUAGCUCACAGCUCUGGCACAAGGGUUUCCAGUGUCCAGAGCGCUAUGACAUCCCAGAGGCUACCCUGUGCUGUGGCACCUGCGGCCUGCGCUACUGCUGCUCAUCUAGAGAGGCUCGGUUGGACCAAGGCUUGUGUCCUAAUGACCACGAACAGAGCAGUCCUAUGCCUCCAUCAGUGCCCAUGUACUUGCCUUUCCUCCUUGUUGGAUCUGUAUUUGUGGCUUUUAUCGUCAUUGGACUCCUUAUUGGACUUUGCUGCUGCAGGUGUUUGAAAUCACAAGAUGAGGAGCAGCAAAAUGGGUCUGCACCAAUACAGAGUCGGCUGCUAGAAGCUGAUCCUCCUUCUCGCCUCUCCAGUUCUAGCUCUAGUUCUGCCACCAGAGUUUCCUUGGGUGGUCAUACUCAGACCAACAAUAUCUGCAUGAAUAUGGCUCCACCUUUUCCUGUCAUAGGAUGCUCCCAGUUCUUGCCACCUCCAUCAACCAGUGGACUCCUGCAGGCCCCAUAUAUUAAUUAUGGAAUACCAACUGAUCACGCUGCAGUCAUGACACCCGCUCCUUUCCUUAGUAGGACAGUUCAUGGCCAGAUUUCUAACUCUUACUCCCUAAGUGCAAUGCAUGAUGAUGGAAGGAUGUGUUCAGGAGUCUACAUCUAAGAAAACUACUUGCAACUGUAAAAUAGUGCUCCAUGCUGCACACCCACAGGUGCUUCAAGGACAAAGUAACUGAAAGCACACCUUUUUAAAGCAUUAGCAUGCAUGAAAUGAUUCCUGGCUUUUUAAACUAAAUUAAAAGUAAUGUGACUUUUUAAUUGCUUAGUGUUUUAACCUCUGUGACUUGCAGUGCUGUUGAAAGGCACCCAAUUCUGUACCCAUUCUUUGUUUUGACAAGAAUUUCAACUAAAGCAAUGGCAGUGCAAGCAUCA